AUGUCCUUUUCCACGACUGCCACUUCCACCGCUGUCAAGCCGGCCAGGUCCAACUUCUCGCGCUCGCUGCGCCGGCCAUCCAACGUUUCGUCGACACCCGACCUGGGAGCGCUCUACGCCGCCCAGCCGAAGCUGCUGCGCAAGACAUCGCUCGCGGCCCUGACUCCGAGCUCCCUGGCCAGCAUCCCCGAUGGGAGCGAGAGCUACGCCAUCGACUCCGUUCUGAACGAGAUUUCCGAAAACACCAUUCCCGAGGAAGAUCCUGCGACGCCGCCCGCCAUGGAACUGUCUGUCGGUGACUCUGUCAACGUGCCGGGAGGCAUGGUCGGUACCGUCCGCUUUGUCGGCACCGUCCAGGGGAAGAAAGGCACCUUUGUCGGCGUCGAGCUGGAUUCGGAGUUUGCGGCGAGGGGGAAGAACAACGGCGACGUUGAUGGCGUCUCCUAUUUUUCGACCAACGUCUCUGGCGCCGGCAUCUUCGUCCCGGUCGCCAAAGCUCUGCGAAAGCCCUCCGGCUCAUCCCCCAAGACACCAACGCCCAAUGCUGCGAGCGGCUUGAAGCUUGGCAAGAGCAAUUCAGUGAGCCUGAAAUCUCCAACAUCAAGCCUCUCCAAGUUAAGCGCCUCGGUUGGGGCUGGUGGUGCUCGAGUUCAAAGCCCAAAGGGCAAAAAGUCACAGCCCUCACUUCAACGCCCCGAUGAGUCACCACAACGGAAGUUGGCCAUGUCGCCUGGGCCACGGCCGUCAAUUUCAGCGCCAGGAAUCAAAGCUCCUCCAAGAUACGGUAGUCCGACAAACCGACUUGCACAGAGCGUGCGCGGAACUGCUGGUCACAUGGGCGAUCCCAACAAGGCCGCGGCGAUGGAACGACGGCCAAGCUUUGGACCUCGUAGCGCAUCCUCUCUGGGCCCCGAGCCAUUAUUUGAUGAAGAUCCUAACCCACCGACAAUGCCUCCCCUGCCAACAAAAAGCAACACAGGCCUGGGGUCGCUGUCAUUGCGGCCGCCAUCCCGAGCGACUAGCAUUAACGACGAGGAGCUCGAACGAUUGCGCGCCCAGCUAGAGGAUAGAGAUCGGCAACUCAAAGAACAGGCCUCAACAUUAGCAGAAAUGGAGAGCAGUCUUACUGAGCUCCAAACGCUAAUAGAACACCCUGACGGACUGAGGCGAAGCAGCAUAGACGACAAAGAUGCAAACCAGCUUCGACACAUGCUGAGAGAAAAGAAUGAGAAAAUUGCCAUGCUUGCAGCCGAAUUUGAUGCUCAUCGAGCAGAUUUCCGGAGUACCAUUGACACGCUUGAAAUGGCCAGCACAGAAACUGAACGAGUAUAUGAGAAACGUAUAGAGGAGCUUAUAGCAGAUAUCCGUGAGCUUGAGUCAAGAAACUUGGAUGUUGACUCUGUAGCUACACAACUGAAGCAGCUAGAAGAGCUGGUCCAAGAGCUUGAAGAAGGGCUAGAAGACGCUCGCCGUGGCGAAGCCGAGGCUCGCGGAGAGGCUGAAUUCUUGCGAGGAGAGGUUGAGAGAACACGGUCAGAACUUCGGCGAGAGAAGGAAAAGGUCGUUCCUCAUAACAUGUCGGCUUUGAGUGGCGACUCCGCGGUACUAGCCAAGGAGCUGGAGCAGAAGGAAGACGAGAUUCGAGGACUGAAGGCUAUUAUCCAUUCCCUUAGCCGAGACUCAAUUCCUGGUGCCGAAGGCCACACUCCUAGACCACGACCCGGCUCAUUAAUUAGCGAAAAGGAUGCCGUUGAGAACAAGAUUGCUCGAGAUAAUCUAGAGAGACAAGUCGCUGAGCUUCAGCAUAUUAUCAAGGAGAAGAAUCACAAAGAGGAGGAGUUGCAGCACGAGAUUGCAUUCCUGCGCUCAAACAACAUCAACCCUGGUCGCGACUCGGCCCCUAUCCGAGAUUCGGCUCCUAUUCGACGAUCAUCCGUACGGAACUCAAGAGAGACGGUUCGAGAGAUGGUUAUCCCCACCCAACCUCAAGAAGAAGAAUCUUCAGAUCUUUCACACAACUCGCACAAGCGAGCAAGUACCCUCGAGACAAUGAACGAGAGCGACACCUAUUCAACUGCCACCGAGAGUAGCACUCUUUGGUGCGAGAUCUGUGAGACAGGUGGCCAUGAUAUCUUGACUUGCACAAAUAUGUUUGGCAAUGAUAACGCCAAGAGCAAGAAGAUGGACGAGAAGGAAGAGGAGGAUGAUGAUGAAGAAGAGGACGAAGAGGAAGAACGCAGAGAGAAGGAGGAGAGGGACGAGAGAGACACUACUCACGAGGACCUCAAGCCUCUUACACCCACGGGUGAUGAUGAAGUUAUUCAACACCCCGCCGUGUUGACCCCCGGUAUUCCCAAGGAAGAGCCCGCAUCGGCCCCGGCUGUGAGAAUCAUUCCCAACCCCAUGGAAUCAGGGCCCGUGGCUGGCAAGGAGAGUGGCAUUCUGGACCCGGAGAAGUGGUGCGCCAUAUGUGAGCGGGAUGGCCAUGAUAGCGUCGAUUGCCCCUUUGAAGAUGCAUUCUAA
Trichoderma gamsii is the source of this 2523-nucleotide messenger RNA. RefSeq lists its product as hypothetical. Bases 1 to 2523 code for a protein of 840 amino acids. The transcript has 2 exons. NCBI's taxonomy places the organism in Eukaryota, Fungi, Ascomycota, Sordariomycetes, Hypocreales, Hypocreaceae. The record is from RefSeq and is a predicted model, not a curated record.